GGCCGUGGAAGAAGAGGGGACGGGCGAGGACGAAAACCUAGCAAAUAAUUUAUGGUCGCCUAAUCUGGGACACAGGAAAGACGAAAUGGCUCAGCCUAAGAUCACCAAAGCACCAAACAGGGACCAGUUUUCACUGGAAAAAAUAGAAGCUGAUGUGUUGAACUUGACGAUAUACGUUCACGAAUUUCAUAAUAAGUUAAAGAAAUUGUACAAGAACAUUUCUGCAAAGGAUACUAGUAAGCUUUUUGUGGAAUACUGCACUGACGCUAUCGACAGCUGUGAAAGCUACCGGCGGCCCUACAAACCAGAGAAACCAGAAGUUCGAGUCGCCGCGGACAAGACUUCGCAGACCAUCAUUGAACGGCUGGAGAGGCAAAACCGGAAGUUAGAUGCUGAGUUGAGGGAGGCGAUCCAGGCGAAGGAUCGAGCGCUCAAUAGACUGAGCGAGUUGCAGUCACGAGUGCUAAAGCAAGGAAACCCGGAUAUAACGGACCUCUCGGACGAAAACCGCCCGACAAACCUGGGAACGGAGUUCAAGAAGUUGUAUGAGGACGAGUGGACAGACGCCUUCAGCUUUCUUACUGACAGUAAAGGCGUGGAAGACGAGAAAGGGAUUGAAAUACUGCUCAAAUUACUGAAGGGCAGUAACUCCCUGUGUGAGGAGGCGUCGGCGGACAUGAGGUCAAGUAUGGAGAGGGUUGUGACAGAUCCGGCCUACCUCACUCCAAGCAAACCUCGGGCUCAGGCGACAGAUGAUGACUCGGGGCCUACUCUAAGCGCACCUGCCAUGUCCCGGGGUGGAGAUGACCCUAAGACCGGCCAGUCACAAGUUACUCGAAUAAAUGUCGGACAAAACGCUGCUGGGAAUCCUUCGACAAAUGCCGUGGGUCAGCAGAAACAGCAACAACAGCAGCAGCAGCAGCAACAGCAGCAGCAAAAACAACAACAACAACAACAACAGCAACAACAAAAGAAGCAGACACAACAGCAACCAGAUGGACACAAUGAAAUGCGCAAGGGCGCAGGGAUCAGAUCAACGUUAGAAAUUCCCAUUCGAGAUUUUUGCAAAUAUUCUGCGGCGGAGGUGCUAAAGAACGUUGAUUUAGAGUCUAUUGUUCCGAAAAUCAUUCGGGACCUAAAGUUUAAAGAGGCCCAUCUGAAUCACAAGGAUAUAGCCAACUUUGUGGUCCAAUGUCUGCGGCUUUGUUGGUUGAUGCAGGCCCAGUACCCGCCGAUGGUGUUGGAUUUCUCCUUCCGGUCCGGUGACGUCUUCAACACGGACGCAUUGGCCGCCUACUCCACGCGCGGGCCUACCAUCGCGUUCCUGGUCUGGCCUCCGCUGCGCUUACACAAGGACGGGCCUCUCGUCUGUAAAGGAUACGCAGAGGGGUUAAAGAAAAAGGCAUGACAUCAUUGGCGAGAACAUGAUUAUAAACAACAUUUUAAUGAAUUAAUUCAAACUACCCUAUUCCUUAUCCAAUGUCACAAUGUGAAUUACUAAAUCAUCAUUUGGUUCGUCGAACGUAUCCUUCCCAUUUUAUGAAAUCCCCAAAGCUUCUGAUCAUAUAAUAUUUACGUAUUGCAGUGUUGUAACCUUAUAUUGUUGUGCUGCUGACAAUUAUCUCCACUUAUUUUUAUCUUGUGUAACCAUUAUUAUAUUCCCUUUGGUAUAUCAA
Molecule: messenger RNA, 1676 nt
Organism: Mya arenaria
Lineage: Eukaryota; Metazoa; Mollusca; Bivalvia; Myida; Myidae
Product: probable E3 ubiquitin-protein ligase bre1
Exons: 9
Coding region: 86-1408 (440 amino acids)
Biological process (GO): cell population proliferation; positive regulation of transcription by RNA polymerase II; leaf development
Cellular component (GO): nucleus
Molecular function (GO): transcription coactivator activity
Source: RefSeq, a predicted model, not a curated record